Messenger RNA from Biomphalaria glabrata, 2853 nucleotides. RefSeq lists its product as uncharacterized. The record is from RefSeq and is a predicted model, not a curated record. The coding region runs from base 858 to 2717 and encodes 619 amino acids. The transcript has 15 exons. Gene Ontology annotation, molecular function: dopamine beta-monooxygenase activity; copper ion binding. NCBI's taxonomy places the organism in Eukaryota, Metazoa, Mollusca, Gastropoda, Planorbidae.
GAGGGAUGAUGGGAUACUUACCUCUGCUAACAUCUCACUCCCUCCACUCACCUUUCAGGGCGUGUGUGUGUGUGUGUCUAAUUCUUUCUUGUCUUCACAAUUUGUUUGUCUCUCUCUCUCUCAUUCAUAUGAUCUACGCUGUGAGUAGUUCUUCGUGUCUUGAAGGGUUUGGAUUCUUUUAUUCAUUUUCUUUGACAUCGACAAUUAGCUUUACAACAUUGACAGAACCAUUUACUCAAGACAGCCAGUUCUAUAAUAAAACUUCGUUUUUUAACUCUCAAAGAUUACAACUUAUACAUUUUACCAGCAAAUAAUGAUUUAAUUAAUAAUUUCCUAUAUUGUUAUAGAACUUCUGUCAUGGUUUUGUUCAUUUCAUUGACAAACUAUUUCACGACUCUCUUGUUUUGAUUGGACAUUCUGAAAACUAGUGCUGCCAUCUGCCUGGAAGAGCGAGACAAGCUCGCAGGGGAAGAUAAAUCGAGUAGAAUUAAUUGUUCCAGUUACCUUCUCACACCUGGGGAUCCAACUGAUUGUCGGGUGUGAUUGUACUGGAUUGUUUUAAAGUUUUAAUUCGGAGUCUCUGUCGUUCCUAGUCCUCCCCUCCAAUCGUGAAGAAGAUAAACCUUCUGACUGGAUCAGGAAUAGCUCGUGGAUUGAUCUAAUUACUACAGAAUCAUUUCUGUCAAUACGCAAACGAGGUAUUGAAGAAUCUUGAGAUUAAGAGAACAGGAGAACACAGAGAACAAGAUUCUGAGCUACAAUGCUGGAGAACGAAGUAAAGCUGCAAGCAAGACAAAGUAGCUCCAACUUUACAGACUUCUUCCAUCUAUAUUGCCAAUGUACGAAACAAGCAACUGAUGGACUUUAGAAAAGGCCACAAAAAGAUGUCUCAACUAAUCGCAUUGAUGGUAGCCAUCUUUUUACCUGCAGUUUUGUCUUAUCGGGAAUUUCUUUCAUUGCUACCCAAUGGUCAGAAUGUCCCUGACCCAUGUAACCCUGGAACUGUCUGGGAAGGUGUUGGGCAUCUGGUCAAGGAAGGAAAGUCUAAAAGAAACGCAUUCGGCAAAGAUUUUCACAAAUAUGGCAAGAUGUGGUCAAAAGAACUGUGUCGGAAGGAUUCAGACGGUGAUGGUAAGACCAAUGGCUUUGAGCUAGGAGAUCCCGAUUGUACCUGGACACCCGGGUCAUUACCUAAAGGACCGAGUCUGUCCCACCCAGGGAUCUGUGAGCCAUUAGAAAGUGAACAAUGUAAAACUGUUAAUUCCUGGCUGAACUGCAACAUUGCCGCCAACUACGAGAUGGGCCAAUUCUGUCCUCAUAUUAAUAACAAAACCAUUACCCGUGACUUGCGGCUGUCGCCUACUUUAGUCCCAGAGAAAGAGACGACUUACUACUGCCAGCUGUUCGACCUACGUUUGACCAGUGACCACCAUAUGGUAGCCACACAACCACUGAUCACCACUAAACUUGUGGUGCACCACGUGCUGUUGUUCGGCUGCAACCCUCGAGAAUCUUUAGAGAAUGUGACCAGAUCCCCAUACUUGUGUGACAUGGUGCCUCACACUCACUGCAAUUCGCUCAUUGGGGCCUGGACCAUCGGUAGCCCUGGAGAAUGUGCUCACCCUGAAAUGGGUUUCCGUAUUGGGCCUAACGGAUACAAAACUGUGGCCCUACAGGUUCAUUGGAACAACGCACACCUGAACUCUUCUAUCACUGACAACAGUGGACUCAGAAUUUAUCUGACUAGCGCACUGAGGAAACACGACGCUGGGAUGUUGGUUAUAGGUCAGAAUUUCUUACAGAUUGACCCAGCUCAGGACGGUGACGAUUCAGAUCUGGAGUUUUCCUCUUCCUGUCCAGAGAGAUGUACCCAGGUCAUGAUCUACAAACCUAUAUACAUCACUUCCGCUGUCAAUCAUAUGCACUAUCUAGGUAAAGGUCAAAAUAUAACAAUCUACAAGAACAACACAUUGCUGAAGGUGGUCACUGACCAAGAAAACUACAAAUAUGAUGACCCCCUAAUUUACAAUUUCCAGAAUCCCAUCCAAGUGAAUCCUGGUGACGAGCUCAGGACUACCUGUAUAUUUCGUCGAACAUUUUCGCCAUCUCCGGUCUGUUGGGGGGACGCCACUUCCGAUGAGAUGUGUUUUGGAUUUAUCACUUACUUCCCUUUAUUGACGAAACUGUCCCACCCAUGGUGCACGUCACACAGGUCCAUCCCAUCUUGUGACAGGCACCUGCCUGGACUCAAGACCACUCCCAUUGAGGGCUGCAAUUGGUGGGAAUUUCGUAACUCCUCCCAUCCGAAUACCCAAAGAAUGUUUCAGGGCGUGUACAGAGAAUGCUUCACCAAAGGACACAAUCUAACAUGCACAGACAGAUGCAAAAAAGCGGUCAGUCCAAUAGUGAAUCACCCGUGUUUUAAGGGACAUAUUGGCAGUUAUAUGCUGGAGAAGUUCAGAUCUGAAAAUGAGUUGGUCUUCAACAUCAUCGACGCCGUGGUGACGUGUUCAUGUGUCAAUCUGCCUUACUGCGACCGGAAAUUCCCCAGCGGUGAACUGGGCCUCAGACAGUCUCAGUUCUGCAAUACGUUUGCCUUGUCCUCUUUGCAGACGUCAACCCCUGGAUCAACUUCAUCUCAGUUAGCCUCCCCUUCUUGCAUUAUCUUCACAUGUUUAGUCUUAGUUGGCUUUUAUUUCAAGUUAAAACCCUUAUGAUAAUUAGGCUAUUUAUAGUAAUUUAAUCUAAUACCACUCUGUCAUUAUUUAGAUAUUAUACGUAUAUGUAAGAACCAAAUAACCUAGAUUAAAACCAUAACCUAGAGCUAGACGAGCUGGAUUACACUAUAUACAU